Messenger RNA from Bombina bombina (fire-bellied toad), 1838 nucleotides. RefSeq names its product Sin3A associated protein 30 (gene SAP30). Gene Ontology annotation, biological process: regulation of DNA-templated transcription. Gene Ontology annotation, cellular component: histone deacetylase complex. The coding region runs from base 197 to 790 and encodes 197 amino acids. Lineage: Eukaryota; Metazoa; Chordata; Amphibia; Anura; Bombinatoridae. Gene Ontology annotation, molecular function: protein binding; transcription coregulator activity. The transcript is spliced from 4 exons. The record is from RefSeq and is a predicted model, not a curated record.
CUUUGCCUAACGUUGCAAGAAGCAUUUGCAGUGUAACACAGACUGACACAUGCACAGGCGGCUCAGCAUAUGUUACUGCAGAGUUUGUUGAUGUUUAUUGUAGCCUUUGCACAUGCAUAGCUUCUCUCACACACAUUUGCUUGGCUAGAACUACAUAGCAACAAUCUAGCACAGAAACACACGGCAUUUAUUCAAGAUGAUGAAUGGGUUUCCAUCUGAAGAGUUACACCGUGAUACAGGGGGAGAGUUGACCUCUCCUACAACAACAGCAGCAGCAACACCACCAGUGGUGGGGGUGGGUUUGGGUCCCUUGAAUGGUCAGCUCUGCUGUCUUAGAGAUGAAGGGGAGAGGUGCAACCGGCCUGCAGGCAAUGCCAGCUUUAGUAAAAGGAUCCAGAAAAGCAUUUCCCAAAAGAAAGUCAAGAUUGAUUUGGACAAAACAGCAAGACAUCUUUAUAUUUGUGAUUUUCACAAGAAUUUAAUUCAGAGUGUAAGGAACAGAAGAAAAAGGAAAGCGAGUGAUGAUGAUGGAGGUGACUCUCCUGUUCAUGAUACCGAGACACCAGAGGUUGAUCUCUUUCAAUUACAAGUAAAUACACUGAGAAGAUAUAAGAGGCAUUUUAAACUUCAAGCAAGGCCAGGACUAAAUAAAGCUCAGCUUGUUGAAAUAAUCGGUUGCCAUUUCAGGACACUGCCUGUGAAUGAAAAGGACACACUAACAUAUUUCAUAUACUCAGUCAAGAAUGACAAGAGCAAACUAGACCACAAAUCUGAUGGUGGACUUCACUAGAAUUCCUGUGAUAUAAACUUUCAUGGACAAUCUUACAUCUCCACAAGCUUUCCUAUGGGAAAACAUUAACAACAUAAAUUUAGAUUAUUUUUUCGUGUGUGAAUCUUGUAUUUGUUGUCAUGUCUCACAGAUUUAUUUUUUUCUUCCCAAAGCUACAUUAGAGUGCUCUUUCUAUUAUGUAUGUUUGUUAUAACAUUAUUAAAUAUAUUUGUUACCUAGAAUGGCCUAAUCAUGAGGUAUAGGGCACUCAUUUGUUGUAUGACUUAUUCUGCAGAAUGUGCAGUAGAUAUGUACAGAAAUGAUGUUCAUGUUAAUCUAAAAUUGAAAGCAUGCUGCUGUAAUGUUUACUUGAUAUUUGCUCGCUUAGUCCCGUGGCUGCUUUCUUUUAGCAUUAUGUAAGCUUUCUUGCAAACAAGAACAUCAACCUCAACACAAUAUAGCUUUAUUUUAAAGCUGAAAUACCAAGAGAUAACAGGUAGAUCUCCACCAUCUUGUGGAACAGCAAUUGGGAAAAACAUCAUGAACAAAUGAUUUCACAUCUCCAUAAAAGUAAUAGAUUCCAACAGCGCUACUAAAAUGCUGACAUACUGAGCACAACAAAUAACGCAGUUCUCGACUAAAUGGAGAGUUUUUCUAUGGAUUAUCUAUGGAAUAUCAGACCAUGAAGGGGGUUAUUUUAAAUUACAGUUUCAGUGCUGUAUUUAUAUAUAAAACAUAAUUAUAAUUAUAGACAUUUGUAAAUGAUGUGGGAAAGUAUCUCUCUGUUUGAAUAACAUUUGUGUAAAUUUUGUUUUAUUGAGAGCCAAAGCUUAAUUCCAACAUGCCAAGAAUAAGUAAAUAUGUUUUGUAGAGCAUUCAUUUUGCUUCUUUGUAUAGAAAGUAUAUCAAAAUUGCUGUAUAAUAUAUUCUAGAAGUUGCACUUUCCUGAUCCUGGGAUUUUUCACCCCUUAAAUAUUGCUGGCAUGUAAAUGAUAGUGGCAGAGAUCUCUGGACAUACCCUGAAUGUAAAAAAUAGUGAUGGCUUUAAUAAAAUUAAAAAAAAUAAAAA